Prunus armeniaca (apricot) is the source of this 426-nucleotide messenger RNA. NCBI's taxonomy places the organism in Eukaryota, Viridiplantae, Streptophyta, Magnoliopsida, Rosales, Rosaceae. The record is from the annotation of a GenBank genome assembly.
AUGUUGAUGGUGUCAAGGUAUUUUAGGAGAACACUCUUUUCUGCAGCUAAAUCAGAAACUUCUGCUGCAGCUACUUCAGCUAGGACGACGGGACAUAACCCUCUUGAGGAGUUCUUUGAGGCAGAUAGAAGCCAAGAUGAAGAAAAGCCAGUUGUCUACGGUCGAAGUUGGAAAGCAUCUGAACUGCGUCUGAAGUCUUGGGAUGAUCUCAAUAAGCUAUGGUUUGUUCUGCUUAAGGAGAAAAACAUGCUGAUGACUCAACGCCAGAUGCUUCAAGCCCAGAAUCUACGGUUUCCUAAUCCUGAGCGCCUUCCCAAAGUGAGGAAGUCAAUGUGCCGUAUCAAGCAUGUUCUGACUGAGAGAGCAAUUGAAGAACCUGAUCCCAGGAGGAGUGCUGAGAUGAAGAAAAUGAUAAAUGCUUUGUGA